Messenger RNA from Colletotrichum navitas, 1418 nucleotides. Its product is annotated as alpha/beta hydrolase fold-domain-containing protein. The transcript has 2 exons. Gene Ontology annotation, molecular function: hydrolase activity. The record is from RefSeq and is a predicted model, not a curated record. Bases 281 to 1288 code for a protein of 335 amino acids. Lineage: Eukaryota; Fungi; Ascomycota; Sordariomycetes; Glomerellales; Glomerellaceae.
GCCGAAGUGUUGGGAAUGAGGGUCCUAGGUGGGGGUCGCUGUACCUGUACAUGCGAGUCGCAGACCUCACUGCCGGCCUCCGUUCUUCGGUGAUCCGGACUGUUUCCCGGAUCGAAUACAAGCUGAUCGGCCCUGGAUUAAAGCACUUGUGGCAAACCUGACGCCGCGGAGCAGAGAGAUUGUUCAACGUAUCCAACCGAGCCGCUACACACCACCAGCACUGCACGUCCCAACCGAUCGGACACCUAGAACUAUUACUGCAGCCUUCAAGACUUUCAAAAUGUCCGAGCCGCCGUACCCCCUGCAUCCGUCAGUCAUCAACCGCAUCAACCCAGAAUACAGGGACUUCUACAACAAACACGUCUUUGACAAGCAAGUCGUCCAUCGCCAACCCAUCUCGGCAUCUCGAGCCAGCGGCACACUGAUUCCGGGGGCUGGCCCCAAAGUGGAGGUUGCAAGCGUCGAGGACAUCACCAUCCCGAGAAAAGAAACGACCGGACCAGAUAUCUUGAUUCGAGCCUUUACACCUCUGGGUGAGCGGCCUACUAAAGGAUGGCCGUUGGCCUUCUGGUUUCAUGGUGGCGGAUGGGUUCUGGGAAAUAUUGACACGGAGAAUGUGAUUGCAACGCAUCUUUGCAACCGAGCCAAGUGCGCUGUGAUUUGCGUUGAUUAUCGCCUUGCACCAGAAGACCCUUUCCCUGCCGCAGUCGAUGACUGCUGGGAAUCUUUGCUCUGGGCCGUCUCCGCAGGCAUUGGCAGAUUUAAACUCGAUGCGUCCCGGAUCGCCAUCGGCGGCUCUUCCGCCGGCGGAAACCUCACGGCCGUGAUGUGUCAGAGGGCAACCCAGCGAUCAGACAUUCCACCAAUCGCCGUUCAGCUGCUCUCAGUUCCUGUUGCAGACAACACCGCAACAACUGACUCGCAGAACCCAGACCACGCAUCAUGGAAGGAGAACGAGUUUACGCCCGCCCUUCCGGCGGAGAAAAUGAUGUGGUAUCGCCUCCAUUAUCUGCCUGUUAAAGAAACAUGGCAACAUCCUGAGGCGAGCCCACUACUAUGGGAAGGUGAUUGGUCGAAGCUUCCUCCCGCAGUGGUCGUUGUGGGUGAGCUCGAUGUUUUGCGCAGCGAAGGAGAAGCUCUUAGGAAGAAGCUCCAAGAUGCCGGGGUCCAGGUUGAUCUACAUGUCAUGAAGGGACAACCUCAUCCUUUUAUUGCAAUGGAUGAGGCACUUGAAGAUGGGAGACGAGCCAUUACUCUGUUUUGCAAUAAACUGUUAGAAUUACUCUAGACGGCGACCGCAGAGGAUACACCUGGCCAAUCCAAUCGGCUUAGGAGUUAGACCCGAUGCUCCGAAGGGGCCUAGGUUGGGGAUUGUCGCGUUGGUAGACGGUAGCGCAAUAGUUUAUUUCGAAGACAAC